Rubroshorea leprosula is the source of this 1357-nucleotide messenger RNA. The record is from the annotation of a GenBank genome assembly. Lineage: Eukaryota; Viridiplantae; Streptophyta; Magnoliopsida; Malvales; Dipterocarpaceae.
GAUUCUUGUAGAACCAUGACAUGGUCUGCGAAACACCAAGGGCCAACUGCUAAUACCCGCUGCAUGUCCACCGGAUGAAAAAAAUAGAAGGCAAAAAAGUUGUUUCCAAGAAUCCUCAUGUGCAUGCCCUUAAUAGGUCUCCAGAUGCCUGCUAGCGUGUUCUCCAUAGCUUCAAGGUUAUACUUUUUCCGGGUUAACAUUGUGCCAACAAGGCACCACCGUGCGCCGCCACCACUCUGUUGCGCCUCAUCACCGUCGUCUAGAUCUAAACACACAUCCUCCUCCACUGUUAAAUAUAGGCGUUUCCCCAGCGCUGCUGUCAAGUCUCGUACACUCGGAUCCGUCAUCGUCUUAGCCUCUUUUUUGCAUAAACGUGCUAUAAGAUUUGUUGCCUCCCACCUUGAGGAGAAAAGAAAACACUCCCACCAAGUGGACAAGGGGGAUGGCAUUGGGUGGGGAGUGGAAUAUAUCCGUAUUCGAGUCUUUAUUGACUCAAGAAAGCCGCUGCGUAGAGGAAUGACGAUGACAGCGAAUGAAGGGCCUUUCUGGGUGGAUUUUCGGUAUGAACGACUCCCAAAUUUUUGCUACUAUUGUGGAAUGCUUGAUCAUGUUGAAAGAGAUUGCAAACUGGGACUAGAAUUGGAGAGCUUAGGGGUGAUGGAGCACCCGUACAGCAGGGAUCUUCACGCAGCUCCAAAAAGAGGCCAACAUGACGCUGCGUUACAAGUGGGGAGGUGGCUCCGUGAUGCUUCCGGUAACCCAGUCGAGACUGCGGCACGGCGGAGGUGGCCUAGCCAGUAUAUGGAAGGAAUGCCCAAUUUAGAAAGUCAGAAAUGUCAUGAUGAGAGUAGUCCUCGAAAUUGGCGUAUGAUUGAGAAAGUAAUUGAAGGAUUAAUGGACCGAGAUUGUUGCAGAGAUUUUCUAGAGAAUCAUGUGAAUCCUACAUACAGGGAUAUAAUCUCGCAACUAGAGAUCAAUCAUAUUAAAAUAGGGCACCACCAUCCAAUAAAAAAUGUAGUCGAUCAUGGAAAUAAUGAAUCUGAAUCAACCCCUUUUGCGUCAAAGGGGCACGAUCACAGGCAGGAGAGUGGUCCGAUGAGACCUACUGACUUAUACAAUGAUCUAGUAGGCAAUGAGAAACGAGGACGUGGCGAAGGUGACAAUGGGGCUAUAGUUGUUCUAUCGGCGGGUGCUGCAGAGCAGGUUCGGCGGCUGCAAUGAGUUUUUUUUGUUGGAAUUGCCGAGGGCUUGGGAACCCUUGAGCAGUUUGUACCCUCAUGGAGCUGGUGAGGUUGAAGAAGCCUAUAGUAGUGUUCCUUAGUGAGAUACUGUUAGAUAAGAAAGGAAUGGAACGUGU